Messenger RNA from Camelina sativa (false flax), 1761 nucleotides. RefSeq lists its product as uncharacterized. The record is from RefSeq and is a predicted model, not a curated record. Lineage: Eukaryota; Viridiplantae; Streptophyta; Magnoliopsida; Brassicales; Brassicaceae.
UACGCUUCUCUCGCUUUAAAAUUGAGCAAGACACUCUUCACUGUUCAUUACGAUCCCAUUGUUGAGAGACUUGAGAGUGACGAAUUGAGAAUCUUGUAGAGAAGAUGAAGAUGAGAGCGAAAUCGAUUCUGGUUAGGUCUUCGCGCAAGUCUCCUGAUCCAUCUCUCGCUUCGCUUCCGGAUGAUGAAGCUAAUGAAAAUUUGUGCUCUGGAGUGAGCACCACACACUGUGAUACCGAUGAUGUUGAGAUUGUUCCAGAUACUUUCGAUGAAAGAGAUGUGCCACACAAGAAGCGUCAUUGUCUUGGUACAACAAGUGAGACUACUGAUAGAGGAGUAUCCGUAGAUCCGCCGGUGCUGAACUUGGAUGCUUGUAUUGUUUGUGAAGUUGCAGACGACCGUGUAUCCCGUUGCUGCGGGAUUGAUUGUCUUCUUUCGUUUCACGGGGAGUGUUUGUAUACUGAUUUGGGUGAUAGUAGUGAGGAUCUUGCGAAUCCUUUUUGUCCUUAUUGCUGGCUUAAGAUUCUUGCACUGAAAUCCAAAACAUUGAAAGAGAAGACUGUUGAGGCGGAAAAGGCGGUCUUUAGGUAUCUAGAUAAAGAGGUGAAAAGUAAGGUUGAGAAUGAUUUUGAUAUGUCAAACGGUGAGAAGACGCCAUUGAUUGAGGAAACCGAUCAGUUAGAUGAUGAUCAAGGGGAAGUGGGUACUGAUAAAGUGACAGAAGAGGUUGUUGGAGCAUCAGAGGAGGAAGAGAGGGUUGCUACUACAGAAAACUUUCAAGACGCUGAGAAUGACGAAACAGCUAAAGAUCAAACUACUAGAGUCAGAACAGGUGCAGGGCAAAAACUAGAUGUGUUACCUUUUCUGUCUAUGCAAGAAUCGUUUUCAGGGAAAGAACAGGACCAGGUCAAACAGAAUGAGAAGCAAAGGGGAAGAAGACGAAGAGAGGUUGGAGCAUCAGAGGAGGAAGAGAGAGUGGCUACAGAAAACUUUCAAGACGCUGAGAAUGACAAGAAUGACGAAACAGCUAUAGAUCAUACUAGAGUCAGAACAGUUGCAGGGGAAAAAGUAGAUGUUUCGCCUUUUUUGUCUACGCAACAAUCGUUUUCAGGGAAAGAACAGGGCCAGGCCAAACAGAAUGAGAAGCGAAGAAGAAGAAGAGGAAUAGAAUUGAAUACUAUUGAUUGUGAAAUGUCAUCAAAGGGAUCAAGUGACGAACGAAAUGGAGACGAUGAAAUUGAGCAAGUAACUUCAUCGGCUCAAGUAACCUCCCCGUCAGGGAAUACGAAGAACCAGCAGGCAACAACCUUAGUUGUGGCUAAGUCAAAGACAGUGAGGGACAUAUCUUUCUUUAAGAAGGAUCAAAGAAGGAGGCUAUUUUGGACGUUUGAAGAAGAAGAGAUGCUAAAGGUGGGAGUGGAGAAAUUUGCAGCAGAAGCAAAGAAGAACAUGCCAUGGAGGAAAAUUCUGGAAAUGGGAGAGAAGGUGUUCGACGAAACACGUACUCCAGCUGAUCUCAAGGACAAAUGGAGGAACAUGGUUAAAAUGAACAAGACAACACUCUAAUUCCUACUGCUAAUGUAUCCAAUCAAUCAAUAGUUAGUGUGACUCAUUUUGGAGAUGAAGCCAGACUUGGUGAAGUAAUGUGGGCGUUGAGCUGUAUUAUAGACAAAAGUUCCUCCUUUACAAGAACUGGCUUCUACUUUUUGUGCAUCUUUCGACAUCUUUUGAUUUUCAGUAUAUAUAUGGUUCGUAGUUCGAA